Molecule: messenger RNA, 3114 nt
Organism: Penicillium griseofulvum
Lineage: Eukaryota; Fungi; Ascomycota; Eurotiomycetes; Eurotiales; Aspergillaceae
Product: DUF1708 domain-containing protein
Exons: 6
Coding region: 1-3114 (1037 amino acids)
Source: RefSeq, a predicted model, not a curated record
AUGUCCUUCUUUUCUCGAGUGUUUAGGGGCAAAGACUCCACUGCAACAAAGAAGCAGGCCAAGCCGACCACCGCCCUGAACACGGCCCCUGCCAAACCCAAAUGGACCGAUGCCUGGCAGCGGACAGAGGUCGCGCCGGAAGAAGUCCAAGACCUUGUACGAGGGUGUGUGCAUGAGCUCAAAGCCCGAGCUCUUGACACUCCGUUCCUCCUCCUACCGUUCCGUCCUAGCUCAGACCCCAGUGCAGCUCGCACAUUCAUUCGCAAUUACUUUAAUCAAUCUUUCGAAAAGGGCUCGCCUGUCAAUGGAGAUGCCUUGUCGCAGGAGCUUCGGCUCACAGAACCGAUGGUUCUAUGUGGAGUGAUGAAAUGGUGCUGGAGCAGACUUCCGGGUGGUGUCGUCACUUGGGAAGCAUAUGAGACGUUCAAGAUGGGCGAACAUGAUUCGGAUAUGGCCCGCGAUGCUUUUUCCACUUUUAUUCCGAUCGGCGGCGAUUCAGAUGCACGCACUAAUAUUAUUCUGGACUUCUUCGACCUUUUGGCUGCCAUUGCGGCUCAUGGAAAGUCCAAUGGCUUGGGAGGCCGCAAGCUUUCCCGAUACGCUGGAUGGUGGGCCUUUGAGCAUGUCGAUACAGGCAAUGGCUUCGAAGCCGCCUAUAAGAAUUGGGCUAUUGCCGCUGAUGCUACGAGUCACUUGUUCUUCGCCUACCUUCGUUCGUUGUCUCCCGAUGUCCCUCGCGGCGUGAGUGGUAUCUCAUCCCUGCCUAUUUCUCUCCAAUCACUCGUUGAAGCGACCGAAUACCCUCCUGAGACCCCGACUUUGCUGCAAGUUACGACUACAAAGGUGGUUAUGAUUGUGGAGAAUGUUUCCCCGACGCCAUUUUCUUUAUUGCGACGCGCCAAGAACUUUGAAUACCGCGACGAUGACUGGCACCUGCAGGAGUUUGCCAAUUACGAAGAUCCCGUCAGCGCAUUGACUGAUGAAUGUCUCCGUGUUCUCAGAUGUAUCUCAUCUACGAACCAAUCCAGCGUCUCGAGUACCAAGCAGUCCACCAGUUUGCGGGAUGCAUCUUGGUCUCGCUUCGAGGAUAUCGGGUUCGGUGGUUCGAUCGACUCUGACCCGGAAGAUGACGCCAAGGACGCUGCUCCGCCGGCCACUGCAAGGACGGCAAAGAGUGGAUCUGCCGGGGGCUUGCAAUCUGUUCCUCAAUCUGGAGGAGGUGACCUUGGCCGUCCUACCACCCCCUCGUGGGCAGACUUCAUGUCGUCCGGAUUCGCGGAUGAAAACAAGGGCAACGUGGGCCCUCUGCUCUUGCCUCCUGAUAAGGUUCUGCCCCCUAUUGCCUCUGUACGUGGCAUGAGCUCUCAAUCGCACAAGCGCUCUUUGGAUAUCGAGCCGGCUCUCGAGCCUGCUGAGCUGGCGAGUAUCAACACCCUAGACAUGGACGACUCCUUCUGGUGGGUUUGGAUCAGCAGUUUGUCUGGCGAUGAGCCAGCUGCCCGCAAGGCUGUGUUUGGUCGAUGCGCGCUUCUCGAAACCCGCAUUCGGGAUACCAAAUGGCUGAUCCUUGAAGAGCAGGUCAAGGGUGCUGCUCCAGAGCCUGAGGCUGGUGCUCAGAUUGUUGAGAAGAAGCGAUUCUUCAGCUUUGGUAGCCGUAAAGGAAAGCUCAAUCGCCGCAAGUCGUCGGCCAAGAAGGUGUCCUCCUCCAUUGAAGAGUCGUACAAGCGACCCGACAACCAGGCUCCUCACAGCAAGACCAGCAUCGGGCCGGAUCAGCACAAGCGGAUCCAGGCAGCUGCGGCCGCUCUGCAAAAGAAGCACCGCGAGCAAGAAGCGGAGGCCACAGAGAACCGUGGCGCCCCCGAAAAUAGCCGCUACUCCAAGACCAACUCGGUCAUGACCCUUCAGCCUGCUAUUGUCAAUGAGGCCUCCCAGGCCAUGAAGUGGACUAAGAACUACGAUAAGGGUGCCUUCAGGGCAGCAUAUCUCAGUGACACCCGCGCUGGUACUGGCCAAGUAGAAGAAACUCAAGACACACCAGAGCCAAUUUCGAAGGAGCCCGAGGAGAAGCCUACCACGCCGUUGGCAUCUCUUCCAACAAGCACUGCAAAGAGUGCUCCCCCGCCACUGGCUAAAGAAGCUGCUGCUGCUGUGGCCACCCCUCUUCCCCCUUCCCCUAAGGAAGCGCCAACUAAGUCUGUCAACGCCACCACUCCAGAAGAAGAGAAGCCCACCACAAAGCCUGCUGUUGUUGAACAACCCGCUGAGCGUCGGGACUCUGUUGACGAGGCGGGUAAGAAGCUGAAGAAGAAGACUGGCAAUUCUGCCUUUAAGAGCAUGUUUAGUGCCAAAAAGAAGCCCGAACAGCAGCCUCCUGUGAAGAGCACUGACUCAAAGGAAAUCUCCAAUGUGGCAGCUGCCCGUGCGGCCCUGGAGGCCAAGGCGAAAGCAGCUCAGGAGUCCGGUCCUAUGAAGAAGAAGCCUCUCCCGAAGGCCAUCGCUGUUGCGGUUCCACCUGUGGCUACCGAGGCCGUAAAGCCCUCGUCACCCCAAACUGUUGAACCGGCCAAGGAAUCUGUGAAGAUCGCAACCGUGACCCAACCCUCCACCUCUCUGAAAGAGAACGGCGCGCCGCCCAAGACUAGGCGCGCUGUUGAGUAUGAUGCGCUCUCGCGCGUUGGUACCAAUGAACGCGCCGCGGCCGACCAGGAGUUCUCCAAGUUCGACCAGGGCCCCUUGACUGAACAGCCUGCUUUCGUCCCCGCGGAUUCUCCCGUGGACGUCGCACCUACCCCACAAGAGACCGAGGUUCCCCAAACCCCGACCAACGGCAAUGGUAUCCGACCUGAGACGGCUACUUCACCCGAGUCAACUGAAGCUACACAGGAUCGCUGGAAGGCGAUCCGCGAGGCUGCAGCUCAACGGGCUGCCGCUGCCGCUGCCCAUGAGGAACAGGCACGUGAGCACGAGACCGAGAACACCCGGACUAGCCAGUCAGAGCGCACUGACGAGGGAGAUACCAGUGGAGAAGAAACCAUUGAAGCCCGUGUCGCCCGCAUCAAGGCCCGAGUGGCCGAAUUGACCGGCAACGUGGAGGAUGGACAAAGACGCUAG